AUGUCAGCCCAGACGGCCCAUCUGUCCGGGCCACAUGUGUCCCUUUCAUUGCUCCUGCCGGGGUCCACCUCUGCCUCUGCUCUCCAGAAAGAGUCAGUCGCCCCACAGGCCUGGACCUGCCACCCCUGCCUCUUCCCCAAGACCCGGGAGCUGCGACAGCUGCAGGUGUGGGAGCGCCCCGUGGCCUUGGAGGCUGAGCUGGCCCUGACGCUGAAGGUCCUGGGGACCGUGGCUGACGCGUCCCAGGGGGACAUCCUGGACCAGCCCCUUCACAUGCUGCGCCACAUCCAUUCCGAGCUCCGGGCCUGUGUGAGCACUCAGGGCACAGCAGGCCCCCAGACCCAAGGCCACCUCCACCACUGGCGUUCCCGGCUCCACAAGUCCCCACUGAAGUCCCUCAGCUACCUGGAGGCCUCUGUCAUGUUCAACCUCUUCUACCUCCUCAUCCGGGACCUGAAAGGUGUCACUAGUGAAGACUCUUGUGUCUGA
This is a messenger RNA of Acinonyx jubatus (cheetah), 489 nucleotides long. Its product is annotated as interferon lambda-3-like. The record is from RefSeq and is a predicted model, not a curated record. NCBI's taxonomy places the organism in Eukaryota, Metazoa, Chordata, Mammalia, Carnivora, Felidae. The transcript has 5 exons. Gene Ontology annotation, molecular function: cytokine activity. The coding region runs from base 1 to 489 and encodes 162 amino acids. Gene Ontology annotation, biological process: cell surface receptor signaling pathway via JAK-STAT; innate immune response; positive regulation of immune response.